AAAAAUGAAAAAUUACUUAUAUUUUUUAUUGUUUUAUUAUUUUAAAUUAGAGUUAAUUUAAAGCAGCCUCAAACCAAAUCCAACUUUAAUAUCAUUUAUUUUUCAUUAAAAUAAUUUUCUACAUUUUUUGUUUUUGUAAAAAGUUAUUUAAGAUUAUUGUAACACAAGCCCAUAAAAUAUUACCUAUGGUCGGUACGAGAAACCGUCGCAGUAAUAUCCAUAUAACUCCUUCUGGUUGGACAAAUGGUCGGAGUUAGUAGGGUAAGCGGAACAGACGAACGGAUGGUUGGCGAACCGGUUUGGUCCACCUUGCAGACAACAAUGGAGGAGUAUACGGCCAUAGUAGAGAUUUUAUUCGUCGUCGACUGCAGGUAGAGGGGUUGAGGAUCGAUUCGUAUUUGGGAAUUUAUACCCACUGCAUUCAUUUUUUUAAACAGAUAUUCUCACAGCUUUUCACAUACACACUAUUAUUGUCUAAGUUAGCACGCUGACGUAUUCCGCAAGAUAACUUUAAAAUUAUUAUAUUAUCACACAUUUGUGCAUCAUCACUGUUUGUUUAUGAUCUGCAGAAAUCACAGAUAUUCAUUAUUUUUAAUUAAUUAGAUUUAGAUUUGUACAUUAUUUAGAUGCAUUAUACUUUUAAGGGAAAAAACAUUAUCUCCAAUUUUAUUAUUAUUUUUUAAUACUUUUUUUACUGUGUAGUUUUCAUAAAUAAUGAAUCGACAUCAGGAUGAUAUGGAUGACGAAUCUACAGAGUACAAAAGACAUCGAGAGUGGUACAUGCAAUGGGUUCGAGAAGCCUACACUGCUCCAGGAUGUAGGGCUAAAACUGUGUGUGCGGCCAAGUACGAGAAGAUUGUUAGAGCGGUACGAGGUCAACUUCGAAGGGCGGCGGAUUCAUCAAAAUUUCGAUUUUGGGUCAGGUCUAAAGGAUUUCGAAUGGGGAGACCAGCAAUACUGGAUCAAGAAUGCAGUAGUCAAGGAUCACAAGUUAUGGUCGAUACAGAUCGAUUAUACGUAGUGGACUCGAGGAAUAGCAGCAAUGUCAACAGAAAUUCUAAUAAUAAAAAAUCUAAGAAAAACAAUAAAAACAUUAAUAUACACGACGACAUAGAACUAGAGUUAGACGAUCAACGUACAGAUUUAUAUUCCGAUGAAGACGACGAUGAGGUGGUAGACACAGCAAGACCAACAACUAUUAUUUAUAAAAAAGUAGCAGUAGUAGAAGAAUUUUAUGAUAUAAUAUACAAGGUUCACGUUAAUAACAAUGAUGAUGAUCAACGACGACAUUCUGGCCAAAAACGAACACAUAGAGCUAUAAUGGAAACUUACGCGUUUCUUCCCAGAGAAGCAGUUACAAAGUUUCUCAUGGGAUGUCGAAAAUGUAGUAGUGGUUCACAACCAUCGCCUCGUCCUCCAUGGACCAGUUUACAAGAACAACAACAAUUUGAAUCACAUAAAACGAUCGUACCACAACAAAACUUACCUGAAUGGGUGUACAAUGCUGAUCGUGUUUUGACUUUUACUUGUUCUACUCCCGUAAAAAGCAGUAGCUUCGAUAGUGGUAUGGAUGUAGACAAGGAAAACAUGAAUGACAAUAACUGCCAAUACGACAUAGUAAAAACCCUUACUUCUACUAUAACUGAAACUAGUUUAACUAAUACUUUAACAACUUCACUUACUACUAACGUAACCUCUAUUAAACAUAAGCGUAAAAGUACCACCCCUAUUAAGAGAAUUAAUUCUAGCAAAAGUGGAGAAAGUACGUUAAAAGACAGCGGAAGUAGUACGUUUCAAUUAUCUACAACAGACAACAGUGGAAGCGUAGGGGAGAAAUUGAGUGGGUUGACUGACGUGAGUAGCAUUAGUGUUAAUUUGCAACCGUUAGAUUUAUCACACAAUCACAAUUCCCAAUCUUCAUUAUCACCGUAUUCUGUAGUCAAAGAUGUGGACAAUGAUGGGGUAGACCAGGAUUGGAAGGUAAAUUUUUUUCGUCCCAGACGUAAAAGAAUACUGAAAAGACGAAAAAGGAGGUAUGUUCUAAAAUGUGAUAAGAAAUCUAAUGGAGUAUCGAGUAGUGAUGAUGAUAAUAGAUGUAAUAUUGAUAGCGAAUAUGAACCAAUGAAAAAAAGAGUAAAAGUUGAACUAAACUCGAUUAAAAAACAAAAUAACUUACAUACUUGCAAUAACAAUUAUUACGAACACAUAAAAUGGUAUAAUUAUAGUGAUGCAGUUAUGAACAGAUGGACUAAAAAAGAAGAUACAGACGAGGCACCUACCGACAAACGCAAUUGGGAAAUGGAUAAAGGAACUGCUGCAGCUGCAUUGUUACAUCAUAGGAGAAUGAACGGUGGCGAUCUACACCACAGUCAUCAUAGACACCAGCAGCAUCAUAGAACUAAUGGAAGCAGUGGAUUGUUAUCACCAUCGAAACUCGUAGUCAAUCAUAUGUCACCCACUCAGCCAACGCCUCCGCAUCACUUUCAUCGUCAUUGGUUGGAUAGUGUUAGCAAUACGGGUGCUACCAACUCUCCAGCAGCUGCUGCUGCAGCAAUGACAGCAGCAGGUAUGAUGAUGCCUUUAAGCAUGGCUAGUGAAUCUUUGGAAAUGGAUAAUGCUGUUGCGGCUGCAUACAAUCGUUUGAUAGCUGACUUACACCGAACUAGCAGUCACGGAUUAACUGGAAGUCAUCCGGCAACAGCCGCCGCUGCUGCGGCUGCUCUUUUAUUUAAUAAUCACGCAGCCACAGCGACUUCACCUCCACCACCGCCACCGCCAAUUCCUCAACAUCAUCAUCAACAGUUGACGCAUCAUCAAAUACAACAGCAAUUGCAGCAAUACGCUGCGGCAGCCGCUGCAGCAGCGGCGGCGGCAGCGGCAUCUGCUUCACCAAACGUAUCUGUUCCAGACAACAUGAUCGGUUCUUCUCCGUCACCACCGGUAUCUCUUUGUCGUUUGACAUCACCGUCGUCCAACAAAAUAAAAAGCGACAACGAUAAAUCAGAAAACCUAAACGGAGUCAUCGGUGAUCGGUUAAACUCGUCAGAACAGCUCAUGCCGAUCAAUAUUUCAAUGGAAAAUAGACAUGAAAACACUUCAUCAGUGACUUCAAAUGGGAUGGCUGUACAAUCGGUAGACGAUGGACAGCAACGCGUGGAACGUCAUGGUAGUAGCGUUGAUAAGUCUCCUGGAAAUUUGAAUCAACAGCAAGAAAACGAACCGACACCGACUACUGCGAUAAAUUCGUCGUCUAAACUUGAAGUAGCUCACGGAGAUACUAUUAUGGACAACGAUGAUGAUGAAGAUGAAGAUGAUGCCAAUGUUACGACUGGUACAAAUGAAAGUCAUCAAGAUGGUAGUGGUGAUGAUGAUACCGAUGAUGUUGAAAUGAUGAUGCAUAUGAGCCAUCAAAACCAAAAUCAUAAUUCAACAAAUAGUCAUUCGAACGUACCAGUAGAUCCAGAGCGAUUAAAGGCAUUCAAUAUGUUUGUUCGGUUAUUUGUCGAUGAAAACUUGGAUAGAAUCGUUCCUAUAUCUAAACAGCCUAGGGAUAAAAUUCAAGCCAUCAUGGACUCUUGUGCCCGUCAAUUUCCUGAAUUUGCUGAGAGAUCUAGAAAACGUAUCCGAACAUAUUUAAAGUCAUGUCGCCGUAACAAAAGAAGCAUUGCCCAACAAGGCAAUAGUACUACAACAGCUGUGACUACAUCAUCAGGAGAGUCACCUAUAUCGAGUUCAUCAGUAACGAGUUGUUGGUCUGCCGCAGUGGUGGAUGGUCAAACUGCAACACCUCCAGCCCCGAGACCUACUCCAGCUCAUCUUACAAGCGUACAAGCUGAAACUAUUUUAGCCCGAGCUUGUUCCAAUGAAUCGCAAAACGCUAAGAGAAUGCGUCUAGGUCUAGAACCAGUUGCUCAGCCUUAUCCUGACCACGGACAACCAAUUGAACAUAAUCGCAAUAAUGCAGGAGACUCAGGUUCCGGUUCUGGUGAUGACGAAGAUGGUCACAGUGGUGGUGGCGGAGGCGGAGAAGAAGAUUCCAUGAAAAUGGAAACAACAGAAUCUGGAGAUAUUGACAAAGAGAUCACGCCUUCGUCUUUAGUCGUUGCUAGUUACGGUUCUCCCACAAAAUCGUCAACUGUAGAAGUCAAUGGUCAACCGUCUAACUGCAGUGAAAUUGGCGACAGCGACAGGCACAAACUGAAAGCGAAACGCCAUCAUAGACGGUCGCCUUUUUCACCAUCUCCUAUCAAUACAAAUGGUCCAACUGAUUUGAGUAUCAAAUCUAUGAUGGGAUCAUCGUCCACAAUACCGUCUCAACAACAACAAGCGUCUAUUGCAGCGUCUACAGCCAGAAUGCUUUUAGGAGCUCCUUUGUCUCCGAUCACGUCGGGUCCUACAAAUAUUCCAUUCCAACAACAACACCACGUAUCAAGUGGUACAAACAACAUAGGGUUACUGACCACACAGCCGACAUUCACCCCAGUACCAACUCCAACUAUACAACCACACAAGAGCGGCAAUAAUCAAUCGCAACUAUUACAAAAACUCAAUGCUGCCGAUAUGAUGACCGUCCGACAGCUAAUCGCCGGCUACAGAGAAUCAGCCGCUUUUCUAUUACGAUCAGCUGAUGAACUGGAACAAUUGCUUUUCCUACAUUAAUUAUAAUAUUCUCCAUUAAUUACUCUUAUUAAUUGAUAUUAUAUUAUUAUUAUUAUUAUUAUUAUUAUUAUAUAUAGAGGCGAAUACCUCACUAUCUUAAUCAAAAUUUAACAUGUUAUUGCGUUUAAGGUAUAUGUUUAUAAAAAUUAAUACGUAUUUGAGUGAUGAUGUUAAAGUACAAAAAUGAUUGAAUAAAAUAAUUACUGGUCGUUGUCGUCGUCGUCGUGUAUAA
Molecule: messenger RNA, 4891 nt
Organism: Daktulosphaira vitifoliae (grape phylloxera)
Lineage: Eukaryota; Metazoa; Arthropoda; Insecta; Hemiptera; Phylloxeridae
Exons: 10
Coding region: 715-4659 (1314 amino acids)
Source: RefSeq, a predicted model, not a curated record